AUGGCAGAUGCCUCUGGUAUGGCCACUGGGGAGGAGCCAACCACUGAGGAGAUGGCCUCUGUGGAGGAGCCAACCCCUAUGGAGGAGCCAACCCCUAUGGAAGAGCCAGUGACUGUGAACGAAGAAGCUUCCGAGGAGCCUGUCAAGGUCCAACCGCCUAAAAAAGCCACCUCAAAGAGGAGGGGGGAACAGCCAGAGAGGCAACAUCGCUCGCAUCGCCCUCUCCAGCGCCAAGGCAUGAUAGAAGCUCAGCAGCGCAGAGCCGCCCGCCUCAUCAGACGCCAUACGAACAGCUUCGCCAUAUAUUUUCCCAAGGUGCUACGAAAUGUCCAUGUGGGCUUCACCCUUUCCCAGAGGUCCGUGCGCAUAUUGGAUUCAUUCGUGAUGGAUAUGUUUCAAAGAAUCGCAACAGAAGCAAGCAACUUGGCUCGUCACACGAGAAGAAGGAUUAUCAACUCUAAAGAUAUCCAGACAGUGGUUCGCCUUUUGCUCCCUGGUGAGCUCUGCAAGCGAGCAACAGCUGAAGGCACCCUGGCUCUUUUUCGAUACAUCUGUAAAAAGUGA
Messenger RNA from Phodopus roborovskii (desert hamster), 564 nucleotides. RefSeq names its product late histone H2B.L4. Gene Ontology annotation, biological process: nucleosome assembly. The transcript has a single exon. Gene Ontology annotation, molecular function: structural constituent of chromatin; protein heterodimerization activity; DNA binding. Lineage: Eukaryota; Metazoa; Chordata; Mammalia; Rodentia; Cricetidae. Bases 1 to 564 code for a protein of 187 amino acids. The record is from RefSeq and is a predicted model, not a curated record. Gene Ontology annotation, cellular component: nucleosome.